Messenger RNA from Xiphophorus maculatus (southern platyfish), 6847 nucleotides. Its product is annotated as piggyBac transposable element-derived protein 2-like. Bases 352 to 2577 code for a protein of 741 amino acids. NCBI's taxonomy places the organism in Eukaryota, Metazoa, Chordata, Actinopteri, Cyprinodontiformes, Poeciliidae. The record is from RefSeq and is a predicted model, not a curated record. The transcript is spliced from 4 exons.
CGGAAGUAGUUCUCUGGUAGCAGCAAAAGCUAAGCGAACAAAGUUUUGUUUCCCUUUGUCCUUCCAAUGUGCCUAUUCUAUCGGUUUUUCAGCGGAGCCACGGGGUUUUCUUUAAAUUGUGUUUGACAGUUUUAUUUUUGACUUUUGUUUAUUUUUAUUUUUUACAUUAUUCUUACUUUUCUUUUUCCCCCGACAGCUAAGCCUGUUAGCUAGACGGAAAUAGGAAACGGAGUCAGAGGCGGUUUCAUGGAGAACAGGCUGUUUCUGACGUUUAAGGACAGAAAAGAUCCUGUUGUGAUUUUGUGAAAACCUCAGACGAUCUCGACGUUGGGAAGAAGAUAACUAGCAAAGAUGGAGGAAGCAGCAUAUGGUGAGCAGAGGGCCUUGCAGAUUGAUGAUGUACAUCAGCUGAUAGUGAUUAAAGAGGAGGAGAAGUGGAAGUCAGACCAGGAGGACCAGAAGCCUCCACAGGUUAAAGAGGAACAGGAGGGGAAAAAGAUCACUGAGUUAAUAUUUAAUCCGGUUCCUGUGAAAAGUGAAGAUGAGGAAGAGAAACCUCAGCUCCCAGAGCUUCAUCACAACCAAACCAAGGAAAACAGAGACUUUGUUGGACCAGAACCAGAUCAACAAUUAGAAUCAGAUGGUGAAGAUGAAACUUCUGAUUCUUCUUCAGAGUCCUCAGAGACGGACGUCAGUGAUGGAAACUGGGAGGAGAGCAGUGAAGCUCAGAUGGACGCUAAAUCCUUCUAUGGUGCGAGGCCACGCACUCUUCUCGCCCUUGUACCAGAAAAUCCUCAAGAAUCUGAUGGUGAUCUGAGCGAUGAUGACCAAGUAGAAGAUCCUGAUUAUCAGCCCACACAAGCAGAUGAUACUGGAGACAGCUCUUUUGAAUCCCUGGAUGAAGAGGAGGCUCCCUCAAAAAGCAGAUCUUCUACACAGCCACCUCGUAAAAAGAGCAGGAAAGGGAAACGCACUCUAAAAACUGUUCCCUUGGAGCAGCCAAAUGACAACGCCGACCCAAGUUCCACCCCAGGCCCCAACAAAAGCACAAAAAGAAUCUGGAAGCAGGAAGACAUUGAUGAGUUCCAGGUUCUUAAUUCAAAAUUUGAACCCCCUGAAGCUGUGCCCUCACCCUUCCAGUAUUUCAAAAUGCUCUUCACUGAUGAGAUGAUUGAACAUAUCGCACAUCACACCAAUUUGUACUCUGCUCAAGAGUUGGGGGAUCCAAUCAAGACUAGCCCUGAAGAGAUAGAGCAUUUCCUAGCGAUCCUUCUUUUUAUGGGUGUUUUCAAUUUCCCGUCACUGGAGGACUACUGGCACCAUGAAUCACGCUUCGACCUGAUCACUGACAUCAUGCCAAGGAGGAGAUUCCAGCUGUUACGGCGAUACAUUCAUUUCAAUGAUAAUCAGCAGUGCAGUGAGAGUCGGGACAGAUUUUACAAAAUCCGUCCCCUUUUUGAAAUGCUUCGUGAGCAGUGUCUCCUGAUACCAUCCACUCACAAGCACAGUGUCGAUGAGGUCAUGGUAGCAUAUAAAGGCACAAGAGCUGGUACCCUCCGCCAGUACAUCGCCAACAAGCCAGACAAGUGGGGCUUUAAAUUAUUCUGUAGAGGAAGUUCAUCCGGCAUCAUCCACGACCUGCUGCUUUAUCAAGGGGCAUCCACGUUCUUCAAUGUUGCUCUCAGUGAAGAGGAGCAGGCCCUGCCUCUGGGAGCAAAAGUGGUGACAACGCUCUGCAAAACCAUAAAAGAGCCCCAGAUGUCUGUUGUCUUUUGUGACCACUUCUUUACAAGUUUCAACUUGGUUCAGUACCUGCACACUGCCCUUGGUGUCAAGUGCAUCGGCACCGUACGACCAAACCGCACUGGUGGAGCUCCAUUGAUGACAGACAAAGACCUGAUUAAAAGGGGGCGUGGGGCCUGUGACUUUAGGGCUGCUGAAGGGGUUCUUGCAGUGAAGUGGUUCGAUAACAAAUGUGUCAACUUGCUUAGUAAUGCCUGUGGGAUCAUGCCCUUUUCAACAGUGAAACGCUGGAGCAAAGAGUCCCGCGCAAAGAUCACCAUCCCGUGCCCAUCACUCAUCUCUGCCUACAAUGAGCAUAUGGGAGGAAUCGAUCUGUCUGACAUGCUAGUACACCUGUACAAGACCCCGGCCAAGUCAAGGAGAUGGUAUUUUCCCCUGUUUGGAUACAUCCUGGACCUCUGCAUUGCAAAUUCCUGGCUACUCUACAAAAGGGACAGCAGCCUCCUGAAUGAGAAACCCAUGUCUCUCAAACGGUUCCGCCUCGCAGUUGCCCACAGUUUGAAUCAGUUCAAUAAGCCAGCAUCCAAAGUUGGCCGACCAUCUUGCAGCUCUCCACCACCUGAGAAGACAGGCUACAUCCCAAGACCAUCACGACCAAAACCACAAACAGAUGUGCGCUAUGACAACGUGGGACACUGGCCUCUUCACUGUGAAAAGCGAGGGAGAUGCAAUCUGUGUCCAAAGGGAGUGUCCAGGUGGAAAUGUGAGAAAUGUAAUGUCUUCCUGUGUUUGAAUGCAAACCAGGAAUGCUUUAAGUUUUAUCACCAGAGGUAAAGUGCAUCUAAUGCACAAAAAGAAUGCUGUUCUGCAAACACAUAGAUGAGUUUGGAAAUGUGAUGUGUUAAUAUGUUUGGUAAUGUUUUUCUGUGUUUGCCAUUUUUUUUCAAAGUUUAAAUGAAAACAAGUAACACUAGUUCAGUCAAUCCUCCAGAUACGUGAGACUUGUGUCCCAAAAUACAUGAUGUUGCACCAAAACAGAAAAGGUGUGCUGAGAUAUAAAAGCAACAAAUGUUUCUAUUGUUCUGCAGUAUUUUCUUUUCCUUUUUGAAUGUAAAAAUGAAUAUUUUGCACUGUUGCCUAUAAUCAGAAGUGGAUUGAAUGUGAGAAUUUCGUGCUGUUGCACUUUAAUACAGAUACAGUCAAGAUGGGAAAAUUAAAAAUGCAAUAUUUCCUUGUUCGACGCAAUAUUUUCCUUGGUUGAAAUUAAAACCAGUGUUUUGUGGCAUUUUGACAGAAAUAAACUGUAUCCAAUGCCCCAGACAUUUUUUGUUGUUUAUUUCUUUAUAAAUUAGCAUUUUAUUUUAAUUUAUCUACUGUACUUGGUAUUUUUAUUAUGUCGUGUACUUAAACCAUUAAGUGACAUCUCAACUGUUUGGUAGAGAUCAAUAUUUUAAAAACCACAAUUGGAAAAAAAUAUUGAUUGUGUAUGUGAGUCACCUUAGGGUAAAAGAAAUGCAAAGAAAUAAAUUUUCACAGGUUUUUUUCUUGGUGUGGUUGUUAAAGGAACUUUUAAAAAAAAGUUCUUGUUAAGGUAGCCAUGGUAACGGAAAAGGUUAACCGCAAAACUGAAAAAGGAUAAAAGGAAACUAAAUUUUUGUUUGUCGAUAAGGAACAAUGUCAGUAACUUUGAUUUUAGUUUGAACAAUUUGAGAUUUUUAAAGAAAAAUCUGUGAUUCCUGUGUUAAUGGAAAUAAUUCUACUAAUGUAAUGAGUUAUUCAUAACAAGAGACAGAGAAACGAUUACUUGUUCUUUUCUAGCCUUUGUGUUGGUAGAUGAAUGAUUUCAAUAAAUAAUUUAACCAUCAGUUCAGGCCUCACGAUUGGCUGGAUGCUACAUUAUAACUAUUCUCUGAAUUUCUUCUCACACUAGUUUGUUUUUGUAAUUUUGUUUUUGCUUAGAGUGGGUCUAAAACUCUGUUGUACACUGUUGGCUUCCACAUAUUUUAAAAUAAGUCUUUAUUGCCACAGUAGAAAGAGCAGAGAGGAGACAUCAGAGACCAUCAGCAGGAUGAUGGUCUCCUCUGGUAUGGAAAGAUUAUAACUCUGAGAAAAAGAUAAAAGAUCAAGCGCAGGGAGUAUAUAACGUAGUCUACAUUUAGACAUUUAAAAAAUAAAAUUCUGAUGUUAUUUGAGCACUGUGUUAUUUAUGGUCGUAAAGGCAGCACAUAUAGUCUAUUCAGUAGUUAUCUUAAUUUUGCUUUUGUUCAUUUCCAUGGCGUCGCUUUCUGUGAUGUGUCUAAUUACCCUGUUACUUUGUCACUUCUAUUUCAUUUUGUGUGAAAAGCUGCAGUGAUGUUAGUCAUGCAUUACUUGGUAAUGUGCUACUAAACCAACCCCUUGUUUUUGUAAUGAGUAAUAUGACACGUUAAUAUUUUCAAUACUGACUUAGUCACUGUGCGUGACCAUUUUUGUCAUUUUAUCGUAGUAAAUAAUAUAUAUUUCACUUUCAUCUUGAAUAUAGAUAAAUGCAAUUCUUGUGUAAGCUUAAAGUGCGGUUCUAAUCAAGCUUUUAUUUUGAAGCCCAAUGUGACGAAUAACGGAAGUAGUUGUCUCCUAGCCUCAAACUUCAGUUGGUCUUCCGACGUGGUUUUAAAUUGUUUAUGUUGCAGCAACGUUCUUGCGUUCCUCGGUAGUCCGCUAAUUCCGGGAAUAAAUUGAAUCAUCUUUAAUUCAAGUGCAAAAGUUGUUUUCCCUGUUGCUUUUCACAUACAGUAUUUAAAAAAAUAAAUCUUUAUUGAUACAAUAGAAAGAACAAAGUCGGAACAGGGUUUUUACAGAAGUUUAAAAAUUACUCUCAUCCCCACUCCAAAAUAUUUUUGUUCGCUUUGUAGAGAGAAUAGAGACCAUCUGUAGCUUAGAUUUAGACAUUUUUUAGUUUUUUUUUUCUUUUCGGAUAUGACUUGACUUUGAUGUUAUUUGUGUUCGUAAAUGCAGCAGAUAUAGGUCAUUCAAUGUUUAUGUUGAUUAAUUUGGCACAUUUGACAAAACAUUUGACUUGUGUUUAUGCCAUCAAAUUAAGGCUUAUUUCCUUUUGAAAAUAAUUUAUUGACAAAUGUUUAUCCAGAUUUCAAAGUAAAUCUGGUAAUUACCGUCUUAAAAUUGAAACAACUCAACUUGAACUUUUGUCAAACCAAUUGGCUGGUUUUAAGUAAACUGUGAAUUUUUUACUUUCUAGUUUCCUUUUCUUGUAUUGCUGUAUUACUUUGUUUUAAGGAUUUUAAAAAUAGCUUUAUGAUUUUAACUGCCUUUUUGUGUAGACUUCUGCUUUUUGUAUGAAAAUGGCUAAAUAAAUUAAAUGUACUUAUUUUAUGGUGGGGUCAUUGGUAACCUCAUAGGAACACACAAUCUCAUUUAUUGAAUAAAACUUUAAAUACGGCUCCUGAGUAGCUUUAAGAUGCUUUAAAUUCAUAAAAUAGACAUGUUAAGCCACAUUCCGUACCAGUAGGUGGCGGUAUUGCUUAAUAAAUGUUUCUUUCCAUCCGCCAAUAAAAAUAAAGAAAAAAAGCUUUUAUUUUGAAUGCCUCCGUGACCCGACGAAUAGCGGAAGUAGUUGUCUCCUAGCAGCGAGUUUUGAUUCCUUUCAUUAUUUUUGUACAAUUUUCUUGUGUUGGCUUCCCGAUUAUAUUAAAACGCAUCAUUAAAUCCACCUUGAAUUUAUAUUAGUUGUGAAGUUUUUCUUUAGUUUUAUCUAUUUCCUCCUCGUAGGUUUAGCCUAGCCUGUUAGCUGGAAGGAAACGGGAAUGCAGCGAGUCAGAGAAAGUUUGGUGAUUUAUAAAGAGAGAAACGUUUCUAGUUUUAUUUUGUGAAAAUCUCAGAAGGUCUCAGCGUCGGAGAGAAAACGAUUAACAAAUGGAGGAACCAGCACAUGACUUCCAGCAGCUGGUGGGGAUCAAAGAGGAGGAGAACUGGAGUCCCAAACCAGACCAGGAGGACCAGAAGCCUCCACAGAUUAAAGAGGAGCAGGAGGAGAAUGACAUCACCGAGUUAAAAUUCAAUCCAGUUCCUGUGAAAAGUGAAGAUGAUGAAGAGAAACCUUGGAUCCCAGAGCUUCAUCACAGCCAAACUGAGAAAAACCGAGACCUUGUAGGACCAGAACCAGAUCAAUGUUUAAAAUCAGUUUGUAGCAAAGCUGUUACUUUAAAAAGUUAUUUACAAAAACACACAAAAAUACAUGCAGAGGAAAAACUUUGCACAUGUUCUGUAUGUAAUGCAGGUUUUAAAACUAAAAACAUUUUAGUAGAACACACAAUAACUCACGUUAGCGAAAGGCCUUUCAGCUGCUCAGUCAAAUGCAGGUCACAUCUAUCUGCUCAAAUGUGUGGUAAUACCGGAAACAAGCCUUACAGCUGCUUGGUCUGUGGAAAGACCUUUGCUUACCUUACGAGCCUAAAAUGUCACCUCAGACGUCACACAGGAGAAAAACCGUAGAGCUGCUCCGUCUGUACAGCGACGUUCAUAUGGAAGAACAUUCAAGAACCAUGCAAGAAUUCAUAUGGAUGAAAACCGUCCAGUUGCACGGACUGCAGUCAAAGACUCAGCUAGACUGAUUUGAAGAAUAAGCUGUCCACUUUUCAGCUUCUCUGUCUAAAAUGUUUCUUUACUCCCAGGAAAACACUGGACCUUCAGCUGAAGAGAAGCUGUGUAACUGUAAAACAUUUAUUGUAAUAGGAACUAAAUAUGAUGACAUGAUUUGAUUGUCUUGGUUUGAAUUUAAUCUUCACUCAAUUGGACCCAGUAUAAGGAAAUUUUUAAAGUAAAAUCAAGAACAUAAUGGUCAGCCCUGAGCAUCCUCCUUAUGACACUGCGAUACAACAACGGAGUCUCUUCAAUUCAAAAAUACUUCAUUAACCCCAGACAGAAAGCAAAUGGCUUUUUAAAAAAAUCACUCCUGGAAGGUUAAGGAAGAUAAAAACCUCUAAUCUGGCAACUGCUAUUUAUAAAUUGAAACAGCUCAACUUGAGUUUCUCUUAAUUAUUUGUUGUUUUUUUUAAAGGACCCAAUGAAGUCCAUAAAUUUUUUGUGAGAAGACUUUUUUUUUUUUUUA